Naegleria lovaniensis is the source of this 771-nucleotide messenger RNA. RefSeq lists its product as uncharacterized. The coding region runs from base 1 to 771 and encodes 256 amino acids. The record is from RefSeq and is a predicted model, not a curated record. The transcript has 2 exons. Lineage: Eukaryota; Heterolobosea; Eutetramitea; Acrasida; Naegleriidae.
AUGUCCAGUCAACCUACCUUCCGAUUCAACAAAGCCCAUUGGAAAGAUUUCACUCCCGAAGAUUUACAAGUCAUUGAAAAGGAGAGAUCACAACGUGGGACCAUUUCUGAAUUUUCAAACAAACAUCAAUACGGGAAAAUUUGUCCUGCCUGUACAAAACCAAAUUCUGUCAAUGUAGAUUUUUGUACUGGUUGUUCAUUUCCAUUAACACCUCACGAUGUUUCACAAUUGCCUGACAAUGUAUUUUUGGAUAUUAUUACUGGAAAGAAUAAGGAUACUCCAAUUCUAUUUAGAAAUGAUUCAUUGUGUUUGUUUAAUGAUAAAUUUGGAGUAUCUGUUCAUAAUGAUCACAUUGAUAUUAUUCCAAUUGAUGUGUAUGAUGAUGUUACUUGUUUAACACAAGAACAUAUUCCAAUGUUGGAAGCAUUAUUUCAAGCAGGUGUUGAGGAAUUUAAAAAGAGAGACUUGUCAAGAUUUGGAGAGAAUUUUAAUAUUGAGCAACAUGUCAUUGCUGGUUACAAUUAUCCAGUGAGUGUGAAACAUUUGCAUUUGCAUAUGGUAUUACCACCAUUCAAACACCACAAAGUUUUUCAAUACCCUCGUUGGCAUUCUCAUGCAAAGAUUAUUAAUGAUCUCAAAACCUAUGGAAAGGUCCAAACCUAUGACCAACAUCCAAACGAUGAAGAAGGUGCGCGUGAGUAUGCCAGAGCCAUCAAUCUUCACAAUGACGUGAGCGAAACCAAGUUUGAUCCCAAUUGGAAAAACAUUUAA